UCUUGUAUUAUCCAACCGCUGAUUCAGCGUCGGUGUGCCGUGCAGUGAACAUACCCAGUGAACGAACGCUCCGCCGGUGAGUCGCCGCCGCGCGAAAGAGUUGAAUGCCCUGGCCCAGUGUGCGGUUCUGUGUUGUUGUACCCGGGGCCCCGAGCCUCCCAACAUGAACUUGAACGUUUCUUCCACAGAUUCCUUUAACUGAAAGUCACCGAAACUGGUCGAACGAUGAUGGACUGCUUCUGCUCCAAACCCAUCUCGGUUCACUGCAAGAUCGUAUUCCUGGACGAAACGGAGCUGGUGCACGAGCUGCAGAACAACUCCCCCGGUCAGGCCCUGCUGGACAUCGUGUUCCGACAUUUGAACCUCCUCGAAACCGCCUACUUCGGCCUGAGAUACCUGGACCUGAACGGCCAAACCCACUGGCUGGACCCGACCAAAAAAUUAAACAAGCAAAUCAAAGGCCCCGACCCCUACACCCUGUACUUCGGCGUCAAGUUCUACGCGGCCGACCCAUGCAAACUGCUCGAGGAGAUCACCAGGUACCAGUUCUUUCUGCAGAUCAAACAGGACAUACUGCAGGGCAGGCUGCUGGUGCCGUUCGAGCUGGCGGCCGAACUGGGGGCGUACAUCCUCCAGUCGGAGCUGGGCGACUACGAUCCCCGGCGGCACAGUCCCGGCUACGUGUCCGAGUUCCGUUUCCUGCCCAACCAAAGCGUGGAGCUGGAGAUGCGGAUAGCGGAGCUGCACCAGACGCUGGUGGGCCAGCUUCCCUCGUCCGCCGAACUGAACUAUCUCGACAAGGUGAAGUGGCUGGAGAACUACGGCGUGGACCUGCAUCCGGUGUUGGGCGAGGACCACGUCGAGUACUUCCUGGGGCUGACGCCGAGCGGCAUCAUAGUGCUCAGGAACAAGAACACGGUGGGCAACUACUACUGGCCCAGGAUAACGAAGAUCUACUUCAAGGGCCGGUACUUUAUGUUGCGAGUGACUGACAAGAACAACGACGAGUGCACGUACGGGUUCGAAACGCCCUCCAAGUCCGCUUGUAAGCAUCUGUGGAAGUGCUGUGUGGAACACCACGCGUUCUUUAGGCUAGUGCAAGUUACCCCCGCGUCGCCCGACAUCUUCGCCCUGGGAUCUCGGUUUAGAUACAGCGGUCGAACAGAGAAACAAGCCGUGCGCGACGCCCAGAUGAAGAUGCGUUCCCCGCCGACCUUCUCCAGGACCCCGUCCAGGAAGUUCCAGCGACGACCCGGCGGCUCCAACAACGAACCGCCGCAGCCCGUCGAAAGCACCAUAUCAUCGCAGUUCCACCCGCAGGAAGUCAAACACAUCUCCCUACCCCUGCCCGUGGAGAACUUCGAGAACGUCGGUUACAGCUCGUCCAAUGCCAAAAAGUUCGACUCGCCGAGGAGCACGAGGAGUGCCCCCUGGUCCCAGCCACAUUCCAAAGGUUUAUAUAAUAGUUCGUCAGUACCUCCUAGUCCGCGAUCGGUGCGAUCUGGCCGAUUCAGAUCGAGCAGCGUCGACAGCCAAAGCUCCAACGAUUCCAGAUCGUGCAAGAAACGCCGGCACAGAAGCAGGACGUCGGACAACGAGAGCGAGCUGUCCAAGGGUUCGUCGCGGUCACGAAGGAAGCACCGCAGGAGACGGUCGAAGAGCAAGCGCGACUCCGGCUCCGAGUACGAGAGCAGCAGGUCGCACGAAAGACGCAGCAGCCGAUCCAAAUCGAACAACUACUACGAACUGGUCGACUCGCAGAACCAGUGGCAGGAGAUCCAGAAGAACAGCGAGCACAGCGGCAUACAACAAGCCAACGUCGUGAGGAGCAGCAAGUCGCACGACAGACGGUCCAACUCGACGGACACGUACAACAAUCGGCAGCACAAGCACAGGAAGCACCGAUCCAGGUCGAGAUCGCCGGGCGAUUCGAACAAAACGUGGAUGACGGAUGAGCUUAAGAAGCAUUUGGAGUUUGAUCUCGUCGAAACGAACGGCAUGAGUGAUCUCCAGUUGAGGGAGAUUCCCUACACAACGGUCCAAAGUAAUUUCUCCAAGCACGUCAAGUUAAAACCGGGCAACAUAAAUAAAAUGGAUGAAAAGAUGAGGAGCAACAAUCACUCACCGUAUUUGAAUCAGUAUUUGGAUAAAAAUCCUCUAUACAAUCAGCAUCAUAGCUAUUUGAACGAAGCUUUAACUAACUUUUCUUAUCCGGAAGAUACCAAUAGUAACUCCCUUAUAGGACUCCCUGAUCCACUUCAGCCCUCCAGUUACUACAACGGAAAUAUUAAUGGGGUUUACAAUAACUCGAUACAUGAUAACAUCGGGUAUCAUCGGAACCAUCAUGAGCAUUCCGAUUCUGGGCUAGGAAUAGAGCAAGAGUUGGAUCUCAAGAAAGGGAUGCAAAAAAUAAUUUAAAUUGAUGUCGUUAUUAAGGAAAAUAUUUAGUUAUAUUUUUCAUUAGUAACCUGUAACUUUUAAAGCACUGUAACAUUUCCAUAUUUGUGAUAUUAUGUAGUGUAUUUAAUAUUUAAAUGUGGAACACCAAAGGUGGUAAUUAAAUGAUAUUGCAAUAAAAUAAAGAGAAUUACAAAUGAGAUAUGCAAACAUAACGUAUGUAUAUUUCAUUUGUGAUAUUGAAUGUAGUGUAUACCAUUUUAAACGUAGAAUUUAUGUAAUUGACUUUGAAAUAUAUGUUACCUAAUGUAUCACAAAUCGUACUAUGAAUUAAAGAGUUUAUUUAAGCGUUUUUAUUGUAUUAUAAAGAUUGUAUCAUCCGAAUGUGUACUAAGUUUGUGUAUAUACUUGUAUUAUAUGGAUUUUAUUUACAAAAAAUUUUAUACUCUUUUGUAAUGGUGCAUAUAUGUCUAUUAGUAGUAAAGUUAAUGCAAUCAAU
Aethina tumida (small hive beetle) is the source of this 2896-nucleotide messenger RNA. Its product is annotated as band 4.1-like protein 4. Gene Ontology annotation, cellular component: cytoskeleton. Bases 226 to 2418 code for a protein of 730 amino acids. NCBI's taxonomy places the organism in Eukaryota, Metazoa, Arthropoda, Insecta, Coleoptera, Nitidulidae. The transcript has 3 exons. The record is from RefSeq and is a predicted model, not a curated record.